AUGAGAGUGCUGCCAACACCGCUGUCACCUGCCGCGCUUGACGAUCUCCCGUCCCUGAGAACGCACGACGACUACACUGCCGGCAGCCUUGCAUACGACUUGAUCAGGUUCACACCAACGCCGACUGUCAUUCUAGAUGCAUCGCUCUUCGUGCGCCAUGUCUCAGAUUCUUAUGUGACCGUUUCAGAAACAAACGAUCGCGUCAAGCUUGUCGGCAGACAUGCGGACGACAUUUUGGACCUCAACUCUACCAUUCCAGCAUUCGCUCCAGCUCGUGAACUUGUGAGGACCGCAUGUCGAACUGGCAAGCUCCAGCAGACAACGGUUGUGACAAACACGGGUAGUGCCUGGAACUUACGAGCGGUCCCAAUUUUGCGUCAAGGAACACUACGUUGCAUUCAAAUGGAGUUUCUCGACAUCACGGAGGAGCACAAGCGGCAGCUUGAGCUCAGAGAACGCUCCUAUCACAAUGAGACAUUUCAGUUGUUGGUAGCCACUAUCAAGGACUACGCCAUUUUCAUGCUAGACCCGACUGGCCAUGUGGCAACAUGGAAUGCAGGAGCCCAGGGCUUCAAGGGAUAUACACCUUCCGAAAUCAUUGGCAGACACUUCUCAACCUUCUAUUCCCAGGAAGACCGCGACAACGAUAAACCAUCAAGAGAACUACGAGAUGCCCUCCGCGACGGACGAUGUGAAGAUGAAGGCUGGCGUCUUCGCAAGGAUGGCUCAAAGUUUUGGGCAAACGUGGUCAUCACCCCAGUAUACAAGGACAACGUUUUGCUCGGGUUCUCCAAGGUCACAAGGGACCUGACGGAGAGAAGAAAAGCAGAGAACAGUCUUAUUGCCGCCUAUGAAGAAGCAUCAAAGCUCAAAUCUGAAUUCUUGGCCAACAUGAGUCAUGAAAUCCGCACACCCAUGCACGGUAUGCUGUCUGCAUUGACGUUGCUUCUUGAUACAAAGCUGGACAACAAUCAACUAGAGCUCACACGGAUCAUCCAAGAGUCGGGUGACGUGCUUUUACAAUUGAUCGACGACUUUUUGGAUUUCAGCAAGCUCGCUUCGGGUAGCUUCUCCAUCAGCAACGACAUUAUAAGCGUGAAAGAUGUUAUUCAAUCCGUGUUUCGAGCACAUCAGACCUGUCACAGCCCUGACGUCGAAUUGGAGAUCGAAUUGGACGACAACCUACCAAGCUCCGCCGAAGGAGACUCUUUGCGUUAUCGACAAAUAAUCCAGAACCUUUUGUCGAAUGCAACCAAAUUUACCGAGAAAGGCUACGUACGCAUUGUAGCUCGCUUGCAAAACGAAGACGAGGACUAUGCCACUAUCCUGACCGAAGUGAUAGACUCUGGUAUUGGUGUACCAGCAAGCGGUUCACAAUCUUUAUUCACCCCGUUCACGCAAAUUGACAACUCCGCCACUAAGAGAUACAAAGGCACAGGACUAGGUCUGAGUAUCUGCAAAUCUUUGGCAGAACUCAUGGGCGGGAACAUUGGCUUUCAUCCUAAUCCCGAAGGUCCUGGCAGUGUGUUCUGGUUCACUGCCAAGCUUAAGAAAUGUAAACAGCUAAAGGCUCUCGAAGUUCUCCAAGAAGGUAUGGCCGGAUUAAAGAUCCCAUCACCCGCAGUGGUCGACCCCAUGGAAACACUGAGGACGGUGGCUGCCGACAAACGUCUUUUACUUGCGGAAGACAAUGUUAUCAAUCGGAAGGUCAUGACACGGAUGCUCGCAGGUCUGGGGUUUGAGAAUGUAGAUACGGCACCGGAUGGUAAAGAAGCAGUCACUAAAGCUAUAGAAGGACCAGGAUACGACCUGAUUUUGAUGGACGUCAACAUGCCUAUCCAAGAUGGUCUCAGCGCUACCAAAGACAUUCGAGCGAAAGGGCUACAAGUGCCAAUCAUAGCUAUGACAGCAAAUGCGCUCAAGGGACAGGCUGAAUCAUACAUUGCUAAAGGCAUGACGGGAUACAUUGCCAAACCAGUCGAUAGGAAUCUUUUGGUAAAGCUAUUGCUCGGAUGUUUGUAA
Messenger RNA from Alternaria alternata, 2022 nucleotides. Its product is annotated as two-component system protein A. Gene Ontology annotation, molecular function: phosphorelay sensor kinase activity. Bases 1 to 2022 code for a protein of 673 amino acids. NCBI's taxonomy places the organism in Eukaryota, Fungi, Ascomycota, Dothideomycetes, Pleosporales, Pleosporaceae. The transcript is spliced from 2 exons. Gene Ontology annotation, biological process: phosphorylation; phosphorelay signal transduction system. The record is from RefSeq and is a predicted model, not a curated record.